CCAUCCACACUCCACAGCCACGCCACGGCCAUUGCCCACCACCCAGAGCACGCGGCGGCUUGUCGCCGUGCGCGCCGGCACCACCACCACGCGAGGCACGCCCAUGGCCAUGGCGCCUCACGCCUCGGCGGCCACCGCAGCCGCUACCCCUGCGCUGCGCUUUCCCCACACUUUGUCCGCCACGGGCCUCUCCUCGUCGCCUCUCGCUGGGGGCUGCGGCGGCUGCCGGGUUCGGUUCCGCCCCAGCCGGCGCGGACCGGGUAUGCAGGGGCGCCGAGAAGGUGGCUCCCACUUGGCGCGCGUGGGGGGCCUGCUGGGCAGCGUAUUCGGCGGGGGCGGCCGCGACGACGGGGAGGCCACGCGGAAGAAGUACGCCGACACCGUGGCGCGCAUCAACUCCAUGGAGCCCGAAGUCUCCGCGCUCUCAGACGCCGACUUGCGCGCACGCACCGCCGCGCUCCAGGACCGCGCUCGCACCGGGGAAUCCCUGGAUUCCCUUCUCCCCGAAGCAUUUGCUGUUGUGAGGGAGGCUUCCAAGAGAGUUCUAGGUCUCCGUCCCUUUGAUGUGCAGUUGAUUGGUGGCAUGGUUCUGCACAAGGGGGAGAUUGCAGAAAUGAAGACUGGAGAGGGGAAGACUCUUGUGGCCAUUCUGCCAGCAUUCUUAAAUGCUUUGAGUGGGAAAGGAGUGCAUGUUGUCACUGUAAAUGAUUAUCUUGCAAGACGUGAUUGUGAGUGGGUUGGUCAAGUUCCCCGAUUUCUAGGACUGCAGGUUGGCUUAAUUCAACAGAACAUGACACCUGAGCAAAGGAGGGAAAAUUACUCAUGCGAUAUUACUUAUGUCACAAACAGUGAGCUUGGUUUUGAUUAUCUAAGAGAUAACCUUGCAAUGACUGUAGAUGAACUUGUCUUGAGGAACUUCAAUUACUGUGUGAUAGAUGAAGUUGAUUCAAUCCUUAUUGAUGAAGCAAGAACACCUCUUAUAAUAUCAGGCCUAGCUGAAAAGCCAAGCGACCGGUAUUACAAAGCAGCAAAAAUAGCUGAUGCUUUUGAGCGAGACAUUCAUUACACGGUGGAUGAAAAGCAAAGAAAUGUUUUACUUACAGAAGAAGGUUAUGCUGAUGCUGAAGAAAUACUGGACAUAAAUGAUCUAUAUGAUCCUCGUGAACAGUGGGCUUCGUAUGUUCUAAAUGCAAUCAAGGCUAAGGAGCUCUUCCUUAAAGAUGUCAAUUACAUUGUUCGUAGCAAGGAAGUGCUUAUUGUAGAUGAGUUUACUGGCAGAGUUAUGCCGGGCAGGCGAUGGAGUGAUGGUCUCCAUCAAGCAAUUGAAGCAAAAGAAGGUGUAUCUAUACAAAAUGAAACCAUAACUCUCGCAUCAAUAAGUUACCAAAACUUCUUUCUUCAGUUUCCCAAACUCUGUGGCAUGACUGGAACUGCAGCUACAGAGACCCAAGAGUUUGAGAGCAUAUAUAAACUUAAAGUUACUGUUGUUCCAACAAACAAGCCAAUGAUACGGAAGGUACUUGCACUCUGUUGUAAUAAUUGUUUAAUAUGCUGUAAAACUGUGAAAGACCUUUCCUUUUAUUUCAUCCCAUUUUCUGCCAAAAAAAUGAUUUUGCUUCUUUCUUUGCAGGAUGAUUCAGAUGUUGUUUUUAGAGCAACAAAUGGAAAAUGGCGUGCUGUUCUUGUGGAGAUAUCAAGAAUGAAUAAAGUUGGCCGUCCUGUGCUUGUUGGUACCACCAGUGUUGAGCAAAGUGAAUCUUUAUCAGAGCAAUUGCGUGAAGCUGGGAUUCCUCAUGAGGUCCUGAAUGCUAAGCCAGAGAAUGUUGAGAGGGAGGCAGAGAUCGUAGCUCAGAGUGGACGCCUUGGUGCUGUGACAAUUGCCACCAAUAUGGCAGGACGUGGAACUGAUAUUAUUCUUGGUGGCAAUGCAGAAUUCAUGGCCAGGUUGAAGUUGCGUGAGAUCCUUAUGCCAAGAGUUGUCAAUCCAAUAGAUGGUGUUAUUGUAUCCAAAAAGCAGAUGCCACCACGAAAGACAUGGAAGACGAAUGAAAGCUUGUUCCCAUGUGAACUUUCAAAAGAAACAUUAUCAUCCGUCAAAGAUACAGUUGAAAUGGCUGUCAAAGAAUGGGGAGAGAAAUCAUUAACUGAACUGGAAGCAGAAGAGCGGUUGUCCUACUCAUGUGAGAAGGGACCAACACGUGAUGAAGUAAUAGCAAAUUUGAGAAAUGCAUUUAUGAAGAUAGCAGACGAAUAUAAAGUUUUCACUGAGGAGGAAAAGAAGAAGGUCAUUACAGCAGGCGGACUUCAUGUAGUAGGAACAGAGCGCCAUGAAUCGCGCAGAAUUGACAAUCAGCUCCGUGGUCGAAGUGGAAGACAAGGGGAUCCUGGAAGCUCUCGCUUCUUUCUUAGUCUCGAGGAUAAUAUUUUCCGGAUCUUUGGAGGUGACAGGAUACAGGGUCUGAUGCAAGCAUUUCGAGUUGAAGAUCUGCCUAUUGAAUCGAAAAUGCUAACAAGGGCUCUAGAUGAAGCACAACGAAAAGUUGAGAACUACUUUUUUGACAUCAGGAAGCAGUUGUUUGAGUAUGAUGAGGUAUUGAAUAGCCAGAGAGAUCGUGUAUAUGCAGAAAGAAGACGUGCUCUUGCAUCUGACAGUCUUGAGUCACUUAUUGUGGAAUAUGCUGAAUUGACAAUGGACGACAUAUUAGAGGCUAACAUAGGCCCUGAUACUCCAAAGGAAAAUUGGGACCUGAGCAAACUUAUAGCUAAGCUGCAACAGUAUUGCUAUCUGUUGGAUGAUUUGACACCAGAAUUGUUGGAGGGCAAAAGCUCAAGCUAUGAGGAUUUGCGGGAGUACCUCCGUAAGCGAGGACGUGAAGCUUACUUCCAAAAAACUGAAAUUGUGGAGAAGCAAGCUCCAGGAUUGAUGAAGGAGGCUGAGCGGUUUCUAAUUCUCAGCAAUAUCGAUAGGCUGUGGAAAGAACACCUGCAGGCACUAAAAUUUGUCCAACAAGCUGUUGGUUUAAGGGGUUAUGCCCAACGAGAUCCCCUUAUUGAGUAUAAACUUGAGGGAUAUAAUCUUUUCUUAGACAUGAUGGCUCAAAUCAGGAGGAAUGUUAUUUAUUCUGUAUAUCAGUUCAAACCAGUAGUGAAGAACCAAGAAGAGGAAGCAUCCCAAAAGAAGGUGUCAAAAAAGAAACUGGACAAAGGAGCUAACAAACUUGGUGCUGCCCAAGCAGCGUCAUGAUCUUCCUGUGAGAAAUGUUGCUGGUGCUUUUAGUUGCAGUGGCUGCAGUCUCCACAUGUACAAAGAUGGUCGUUACGUAUGAGAAAUGUACUUCAUGAUAUGAGUCAGCUGAUUUUGGUAGCUUCAUACUGGGACACAGCUUUCCAGUAUUUUUUUGUCUUGAGCUAUUGUUGUUAUUAUCAGCAGAUCCUGUGCCUCAGCAUAUCUUUGUUCAUAGAAUGGACAGCGUCAAUUCUACUAGUUGUACAGAAAUAGUACAUCGUCAAUGGAAGAGAUUUUGCUCCUCAACCCACAGUUUUGUAUAAUAAUGUAAUUCAUUCUUAUCGACACUGAUUACUGAAA
Sorghum bicolor (sorghum) is the source of this 3586-nucleotide messenger RNA. RefSeq names its product protein translocase subunit SECA1, chloroplastic. The record is from RefSeq and is a predicted model, not a curated record. The coding region runs from base 104 to 3244 and encodes 1046 amino acids. Gene Ontology annotation, biological process: protein import; protein targeting. Gene Ontology annotation, cellular component: membrane. NCBI's taxonomy places the organism in Eukaryota, Viridiplantae, Streptophyta, Magnoliopsida, Poales, Poaceae. The transcript is spliced from 18 exons. Gene Ontology annotation, molecular function: ATP binding; ABC-type protein transporter activity.